Rhagoletis zephyria (snowberry fruit fly) is the source of this 1765-nucleotide messenger RNA. The record is from RefSeq and is a predicted model, not a curated record. Lineage: Eukaryota; Metazoa; Arthropoda; Insecta; Diptera; Tephritidae.
CCAACAACAGUCAAAGAAGCGGCAUCAUCACAGUGCACACCGUCGAGGACAUCCGGAAACUAAGAAACGUCCAAAUAUUAUUUUCAUGCUUACCGACGACCAAGACAUAGAGUUAGGUUCUAUGAAUUACAUGCCUAAAGCUCUGUCAAUUCUUUCCCGGGGAGGUGUUCAUGUGAAAAAUGCCUACGUUACUACUCCAAUGUGCUGCCCUUCUCGAAGUUCAAUUUUGACUGGCCGUUAUGUACACAAUCAUAAUGUUUAUACUAAUGGCGAGAACUGUAGCUCCCCUCAAUGGCAGAAAACAUACGAGUCACAAAGCUUUGGUAAAUACCUUCAUGACUCAGGAUAUCGAACGGCUUUUUUUGGAAAAUAUUUAAAUGAAUACAACGGAAGCUACAUUCCAGCCGGAUGGUCUCAUUUCUCAGGGCUGAUUAGAAAUUCACGUUACUAUUCAUAUCAAUUAAACGUGAAUGGAGACCGAGUGCGCCAUGGCUCUGACUAUCACCUCGACUAUUACCCAGAUCUGAUUCUUAACGAUAGCCUACAGUAUAUGCGAUACUCGAACCGGUUUUUCUCUUCCAAACCCUACCUCAUGGUCAUGAGCUUUCCAUCUCCACAUGGCCCUGAAGAUGCUGCACCGCAAUUUCAAAAAAUGUUUUUUAACGAAAAAGGGCAUCGUACACCAAGUUGGAAUCACGCACCUAAUGGCGAUAAGCAAUGGUUGCUAAGAAAAACACCGAAAAUGGCUCGCAUCCAUCAAGAUUUUACCGAUUUUUUAAACACCAAACGAUUGCAAACACUUCAAUCUGUCGACAAUGCUGUUUAUCAAAUAUACUCUGAGCUGAAAAACUUGGGAGAAUUAGAAAACACUUACAUCAUCUACACGUCUGAUCAUGGUUAUCACCUCGGCCAGUUUGGCCUGGUUAAAGGAAAAGCCAUGCCGUUUGAGUUUGAUAUUCGAGUUCCAUUUUUUGUUCGUGGACCAGGUGUUCCUCACGAUCAAACGUUGCCGCAAAUUGUGCUAAAUAUUGACAUUGCCCCAACCUUGUUAGACAUUGCUGGAGUUAAAAUUCCUUCUCAUAUGGAUGGAAUCUCUUUUUUGCCAUAUCUAAAGCAACUCAACAAUACUUUAAGCAAGCAAAAAUCUAAAUUGGAAAGCCGUUCAAAAAGGCAAGAACGAGUUGAUAAGAAGCUUAUCUACCGAGACUCGUUUCUCAUUGAAAAGGGCAAAUUCAAAGUGCCUGUAAGCGUUGAUAAGUUACUGAUUCCCAUUAUUGGAAAAAAGCAGUGGCUUCAACUUGAGUGCCAAAAACCUGAAUAUUCAAGUCCAUGCAAAAUGUAUCAAAACCAGCUGAUUUCAAUUCUGCAAACUGAAGAAUUAACCGAUAUGUCAAACUACACUGAUUACUUGAAUAGGACAUUCUGUACGGUUGCGCGCACUAAUUUAAGUAUUGAGUGCACUGAAGAGAUUUAUCACAAUCAGGAGUCGUGGAAAGAAAAGAAAAAUCAUAUUGACGCAGCUAUAAAAGAACUGCAACGACGAUUGCUUGAGUUAAAAGACCCAUUUCAGUUGAAAAAUGCCAUUUACGAGCUUGAGUUUUCUACCAUCGAAGAACUGAGUCGCAACUUGGCUCAUCUAAAAGGAUGUUCCGGUGCAGAGCAGUGUACGUUGCCACGGCAGCAAACACCUAAAAGGAGAUCAUCUGAAACAGAUUCUUCAGUAUACUCUAAAACGCUCAACGGCACAAAUGCACAACUAAGCUAA